UCCAUUUUCAUUCGCAUCUUUGUAGACAGAAUGCAUGUUGCGCAUGCGUCUGCAAUGGUUUGAGGCGUUUCAUGUUAGUGCAUACUUUCGCAUUGUGAGUCGGCAAAAAGGAAAAGCUCAAAACGGGUUUCAAGACAUUUCGAUAUUUAAGGGUUUUUCGAAUCGCGAUCCAACAUCGAGCGAUGUCAAGCACCGAAAAAAAACCAUUUCGCCGGCUGCCGACAGAUGUUCAGCCUUACCAUUACAAUAUCGUUUUGUCACCGAAUCUGAAAACUUUUGUCUUCGACGGCAAGGAGGAUGUGCACAUUGACGUGAAGACAUCUACAGAUACCAUUGUCUUAAAUUCGUUGGAUAUUGAUAUAAAAAGUGUAAUUUUCAAUAACAAUAAUGGAAAAGCUAUCCGGACAAAGCAGAUUAAAGUUUACUCGCCAGAAGAAACAGCCACUUUGGUAUUUGAGGAAGAACUGCCACUGGGCAAAAGUGGAUACUUGAGCUUAGAAUUUGUAGGAGAAAUUAAUGACAAAAUGAAGGGUUUCUAUAGAAGCAAAUAUAUUGGACAAAAUAAGUACUAUGCUGUAACUUAUUUAUGUCCUACAUCAGCUCGUAGAUUUUUUCCCUGUUGGGAUGAACCAUCUUUAAAAGCUACUUUUACUAUACAACUUGCGCUUCCUACUGAUAUGUCACUUGUUGGUUUAUCAAAUAUGCCUAUCAAAAGUAAGGUGACGAACGAAUCGGUCGAGACUUUAAUAUUCGAGAGAACACCAAUCAUGUCGACGUAUUUAGUAGCAGUGGUAGUUGGUGAAUUUGAUUACAUUGAAGACAGAUCAAGCGAUGGUGUACUAGUACGCGUAUACACACCGAAAUCGAAGAAGGAACAAGGACAGUUCGCCCUAGAAGUAGCAACAAAAGUACUGCCAUAUUACAAAACUUAUUUUGGAAUUGCUUAUCCACUUCCAAAAAUUGAUCUGAUUGCGAUCGCGGAUUUCUCGUCUGGAGCUAUGGAAAAUUGGGGUCUAGUUACGUACCGUGAAACUUGUCUCCUAGUAGAUCCACAAAACACAUCCGCUGUGCGAAAACAGUGGAUCGCUUUAGUCGUAGCGCACGAAUUGGCGCAUCAGUGGUUCGGCAACCUCGUGACCAUGGAAUGGUGGACGCACUUAUGGUUGAACGAAGGGUACGCCUCGUUCGUGGAAUUCUUAUGCGUUGCUCACUUGUUUCCUGAAUACGAUAUUUGGACGCAAUUUGUGACGGAUACGUACAUCAGAGCACUAGAGCUCGACGCUUUAAAGAAUAGUCAUCCAAUUGAAGUACCAGUCGGUCAUCCAUCCGAAAUCGAUGAGAUUUUCGACGAUAUUUCUUACAACAAGGGGGCGUGCGUUAUUCGAAUGUUACACUCCUACAUCGGAGACGACGAUUUUCGAAAGGGUAUGAAUCUCUAUUUGAAAAAGCACAGCUACGCCAACGCCGAAACGGGAGAUCUUUGGGACGCUCUGGAAGAAGCUAGUAAUAAGGAUGUUCGUAGCGUGAUGUCCACAUGGACCGAGCAACAAGGAUUCCCCGUUGUCAGAGUUCAACACCGUCAAGAAGGCAGUGAUCGGAUUCUGUCUCUGUCUCAAGAAAGAUUUCUAGCCGACGGUUCCGCGGAUACUGGAAACAGUCUGUGGAUCAUACCAAUUAGCAUAAGUACGUCGAAGAAUCCAGAGGAGUGUGUACUUAAGGCUUUGCUCGACGAGAAGACGAAAGAAUUUCGAGUGAAAGACGUUCCCGAGGAUCAUUGGGUAAAGAUCAAUCCUGGAACGAUCGGCUUCUACAGGACUCACUACAGUCCAGAGGCACUGUCUCUAUUGUUACCGGCUGUCAAAGACCAUGCAUUACCUCCCUUAGAUAGAUUGGGUCUGCUGGAUGAUCUGUUCGCUAUGGUGCAAGCUGGUCAUGCCUCCACCGUCGAGGUACUUCAACUUAUGCAAGCGUUUCAACACGAAGACAAUUUCACCGUAUGGUCUAGUAUAGUCAAUAGCCUAGGGAAAAUCGGCGUACUCGUUUCUCACUUGGAUUUCGAGGAUUCGUUCAAAGCGUUCGGACGUAGUUUGAUGCGCGAUGUCACCGAUAAACUGGGUUGGGAUCCGAAACCGAACGAAUGCCACCUGGACACCCUUCUGCGAUCCCUUGUUCUCGGUCGUAUGGCAGCAUUGAACGACGAGGAUACUAUACAAGAGGCGAAGAAGAGAUUCGAGUUGCACGUUUCCGGCACUACGCUGCUCGCUGCCGAUUUACGCAGUCCUGUUUACCGGGCUGUACUUUCCGUCGGCGAUGCCGAAACUUACGAAACCAUGCUGAGGCUUUAUCGAGAGGCGGACUUGCACGAGGAGAAAGACAGAAUAUUGAGAGCUCUCGGCGCGAUUAAGGACGAAACGUUGCUGGCGAAGGUCUUGGAUUUCGCCAUGAGCGACGAAGUGAGAGCUCAGGACACGGUGUUCGCCAUCAUGUCGGUGGCGAUGACUUACAAAGGCCGGGUGAUGGCUUGGGACUUUUUCAAGGAAAAUUGGAAAACGUUGUUCGAUCGUUACGGCGGCGGUUUCUUGAUUUCCAGACUGGUGAAAUUCACCACGGAGAAUUUCGUCACCGAAGAACGGGCCAAAGACGUCGAGGAGUUUUUCAAGAACCAUCCAACACCGGGCACCGAAAGAACGAUCCAACAGAGCAUCGAGUCCAUCAGAUUGAACGCGGCAUGGCUUGCCAGAGACAAAGACUCUAUCAAGGAAUACCUGGUCACUCACGUUUAGUAGUCGUCACGAGUCGCUUCUCGUCUUGAGUUCUUGUCCCUAUCUUGUUACAAUUUCUGAUACAAUAGGAAAUCGGAAAGUCAUGCCGUUUGUUGCAGAACAAGAGUUGCUUCGAGAGUCAGUUUAGAGAAAAAGAAAAGAUUACAAAGAUCCUCUUGUAACACACGACAUCGUAGAAUUUGCAUUUACACACACACACAUACAGAUAACAGACAGGUACACGUAUACAACAGUUGCUUGAAGGAACUUCGAUCGCGUACAUACGUAGCUGUUCCACCGCAAAUUUCGUUGCAAUACUUUCGAAUGAAUGUACAAGAGCUACAACAAGCUGAUGGUUACAGAUAUCGAAUAUCAUCGUGUAAGGAUGGCAUUUCUUUUUUCUUAACUGCUGCAUUGUAUCAUUUGGCAUUUACUUGCUCAGUUUCGUGAUUUUUUUUCUUUUUUUCACGUACGUGAAUUCUCUCCCUCCCCCGACGAGGUACGAUGUGUCGAAUCCGCGCACUAGCGUUUACCACUUUUAUAUCGUAAAGAGUAAAAAAUGAGUGAAGCAAGAAGACUAAAGAAAA
Messenger RNA from Frieseomelitta varia, 3349 nucleotides. RefSeq names its product puromycin-sensitive aminopeptidase (gene Psa). Gene Ontology annotation, biological process: peptide catabolic process; proteolysis. Gene Ontology annotation, molecular function: zinc ion binding; metalloaminopeptidase activity; peptide binding. Gene Ontology annotation, cellular component: cytoplasm. The coding region runs from base 183 to 2783 and encodes 866 amino acids. The record is from RefSeq and is a predicted model, not a curated record. NCBI's taxonomy places the organism in Eukaryota, Metazoa, Arthropoda, Insecta, Hymenoptera, Apidae. The transcript is spliced from 4 exons.